AUGGAGGUGGAGGAGAUCAAGACCAAGCCUCACAAGCAGCUGGUGGUGGUUAGCAAGGGUCAGGUGUUCAUCUCCCUUGACAACCUCAACUCUGACAACUUCUGGUCACUAAUCACCAACCACUGGAGCAUGAUCAAAAGGCAGAUGGAGGCCUUUUGUCAGGCUGUUCAUGCAGCCAUGGAGGCUGACUGCUGCUGUGAAGAUCCUGAGGAGCUUCACCACAUCUGGGACUGGAUCUGCGUUGUGGAAUACAGUGCACUGUGUGGUAAAAACAUCAAGAUCAAGCAGCCCUGCAGCAUCACCUCUGAAGUUGUCUACAUGUUCUGCAAGCACCUGUUCCAGUUGAAACUUCUCAGCAAUGAGGCAGAGGAGACGUCUCCUCACCAGUUAGUCAGCCCACAUUCCAAGCUCACCACAUGCUUGUUCUUUACAGCUACCAAGAAACAUGGCAAGGGUAAGGCUGAAGAGGAAAAGUCGCCAUCUACCAUCAAGCACAAGGCAGAGCUUGCUCUCCAGAGAUUCUACAUCUCCUCAUCUCCCUCCAACAUUGCCAACACCAUCACCUCACUCAAGUCUUCUGCCUACUCCAGCUCCAUGCCCACCUCUGAACCUCUUGUCAGUGGCUUUGAUGUUCUCAUCUUCAGCCACAAGAGGGUUAACAUGUCUGCCAUCUGGCAUCCUCUGGCCAGUGACACCAUCCCUGAACCCUUCUGCUAUCUGCACCACAUCCCCAUCCCACACCCAAUGUGUGAGGUUGUCUGCUCUGCUCCUGCUUUCCUCACUGCUCAAUCAUUGGACCGCACCCUGCUUCACAUUGGCCUCUACAGCUUCCUCAUCCAGAGCUUAGAGCUUCCCAAUCCUUCUCCCCACCCCAUCACAUCACCCACCACUCCCUACCACAUUCUCUAUGAGGCAAAUCCCACCUACUACCUCUCCUUCUGUGCUACCCUUUACUCCAGCUUUGUCUGCCUCUCCUCUACCCCCAUAGCAGAGGGCAACAUCUCCUCUCUCACCAACUGGCUCCUCACCUUCCACUCUAAAUUCCUGGAGGAGUCAGAUCUCACAGCCAUCACUUCCUUCCUACAACUAACUUCACAUCCUGCCCUUGGCCCUCUCACACCCAAGACCAGCUCCUCCUCCUCUUCUGGUCCAUGGAAAGUGUGGAAGUCCAUUGGCUAA
Acanthamoeba castellanii str. Neff is the source of this 1179-nucleotide messenger RNA. RefSeq lists its product as uncharacterized. NCBI's taxonomy places the organism in Eukaryota, Discosea, Longamoebia, Acanthamoebidae. The transcript has 5 exons. The coding region runs from base 1 to 1179 and encodes 392 amino acids. The record is from RefSeq and is a predicted model, not a curated record.